AUGGCCUCGGCUACUCCGGCAGGCAACGAUGGCCAGGGCGAUGCGAGCGGCGGCGACCUCCCCCGCUUAGGCCUCGAUGGGAGUGGUUGCUACUCCAGCUCGGAGUACAGUAGCGAGGACGAAGAUUUUGCGGAGCCGGCGUUGUCGAUGGAGCAGAGGCUGAAGAUGGCGCGAAUUUGGUUGGCCAACCCUAGCACCGCCCAUCAGUGGACUCAUGGCAUCGGUGGUGUUCUUUUGUAUGAUGAUAUUUUGGAUGUUAGGUUCUAUUUUGAUGCUUCAGAAAUGUUUGAGUUGAAGCUCUGCAGUUCAGAUGUAACAUACCUGAAUAUGAUUGCAGUGAUGGAAACCCAAGGAUUUGGUGAAUAUGAUCUGCUGUUUCACAUUGAGAAUCCACAAUUAGGGGAGAAAGGAUUGGAGAUGGUAGAGUGUAAUGCUGAGUUGCAAUUAGUAAAGAAGCAGGUUGAGGAGUCUAAGGUCUUAAAUUUGCUAGUGAGGGCAUGUCCACCUCCUUGCAGCCAGUUUGAGAGGCAAGAAUUAUCCACUGUUGUGUAUGAAGAGCCUGUGUUAUAUGAUCUCAGUGAGGCACCCAUCUAUGCUGUUAAUGAAGAAGGAGUUGCAUUUGAAAGUCAGAGUAGUAGCUACAGUGUAGCUCAUGGUACUGGUCUUUGCACACAAGAGAGCAAGAAUGUAAAAGGAAAAAUGAAAGCUGUUAUGGAAAUAGAAGAAGAAGAGGGAUAUGUUGGCAGUGGUGGUUCUGAUUGUGAAGGUGAAGAGGACAUUGAUGUACCACCUUUUUAUAUGGGUGAUGCUGAUGACAUAGAGAUGGCUGAGGGAAAGAAACAGAAAGAGUAUGAUGAAAUGGAAGAGGAAGAAACAGAUGAUGAAGAAUCUGAGGAGGAAGAAGUUGUGCAUUAUGAGGGUGACACAGAGGUUGAGGAACCUUUUCAAAUGGAUGAAGAUGACAAAGUUGUUUCACAGGAUGUAGAAACUGUAAUUGUACAUGAAGAGAAGAAGAAGAAGAAACAAAAGCUUCCAGUUAGGAGAGGGCCUACAACAAGGUCACAUUCAAGUGUAGUAUCAGAGGAGGAACCUGAUUUCAAACCUUCAUCUGAUGAAGAAGAGAAAGGAUUGUUGAAGGAGGCUGAUGAUGAUGGUUUUGAGCCAUUGUCAUUUGUGCUGCCAAAGAAAAGGAAAAGCAGGGCAAAGCAGAGGCCUCCUAGAAAAUGGUACAAUGAGAAAAUGGAUGCACCACAUGAGCAAUUAUGUCUACACAUGUGUUUCUUGGAUCAACAUCAAUUCAGAGAGGCUUUGUUGAACCUACACAUCACUCAAGAAAGAAACUUCAGAUAUCAUAGGAACUCAGAUCAAAGAAUAAUUGUAGAAUGCAACCAAAAAAAUUGCAACUUCUUUAUGGUGGCAGCAGUUAUAAAAGGUGAAACUACUUUUGUAAUUAAGAAGAUGAGAAUUAAGCACACUUGCCCUACUAGUACAGAGACAACAAGGGUAAGUGCCAAGUGGCUUGCACGGAAGUAUGAGUCACUGUUCAGAUCUGAUCUAACAACUGGCAUUCAGACUUUGAUUGAUGCUUGCAUGGAGAAGUAUGGUGUGGAUGUGCCCAAGUCAAUGGCAUAUAGAGCAAAGAACAUAGCUAUUGAUGCUGUGCUAGGAGACCACAAGAAGCAAUACCCUAGGUUGAAAUACUAUGCUCAGACAGUGAUGGAUACAAACCCUGGGAGUAGAGUAGUAGUCACUACUGUAACUCCAACACCCACUGAAAAAAUCCCCCAUCCAGGUCCAAGAUUCCAUGCUAUGUUCUAUUGCAUCAAUGGAGCAAGGGAGGGGUUUCUCAAGGGGUGCAGACCAUUCAUUGGUGUUGAUGGGUGCUUCAUUAAGUUAACUACUAGUGCUCAACUACUUGCUGCCACUGGUAGAGAUGGCAACAACAAUAUAUACCCACUAGCAUUUGGUAUUGUUGGGCAAGAGGACACACCUAACUGGUGUUGGUUUCUACACCAACUUAAAAUCUGCCUAGGAGGAGAAGAGGGACAGUUUGGUCCAUAUACAAUAAUGUCAGAUAGACAAAAGGGCCUACUAAAUGCAGUGAAUGCUGUCUUUCCUAAGUGCAACCAAAGGUUCUGCCUUAGGCAUAUCUAUGCAAACUUCCAAAAUGCUGGGUUUAGGGGGGAAGAUCUGAAGAAGUGUAUGGAUAAUGCUGCCUAUGCAUAUAGUGAACACAAAUUUAACAUUGCAAUGAAUGACCUUAGAGCUGAAUGUCAGGAAGCUUGGGAGUGGCUUUGUCAAAUACCCAAGAAAACAUGGGCAAGGCAUGCAUUUGACACAAACUGCAAGACUGACCUUGUAGUUAACAAUUUGUCUGAGGUGUUCAACAAGUAUGUCCUAGAUGUUAGGAAGAAACCAAUUAGGACAAUGUGUGAUGGAAUAAAGGAUAAACAGAUGAUGAGGUGGCAUAGGAAUAGGGAGAGUGCAAAGACAGCUAGAUGGGACAUAACACCCCAUUAUAGUGAGAAGCUAGAGGUUGAGAAGGAGAGGGCCAAAUAUUGCAAACCAAUUCAAGCUGGUGUGAACUUGUGGCAGGUUACAAGUCGGCAGCAAACCCAUGCUGUUGACUUGCAAGUGCACACAUGUGGGUGCAGAAAAUGGGACCUCAGUGGCAUCCCAUGUAACCAUGCCAUCUCAGCAAUCAACAAGGGCAAAAGAAAACCAGAGGAUUAUGUCAGCAAGUUCUUCAAGAAAGAAUUUUAUGUGGCAGCUUAUGAACCAAUAAUCUAUCCAGUUCCUGGUGAGCAUGACUGGACAAAGACCCCUGGUCCAGACAUUGACCCACCUGCAUUUUAA
Molecule: messenger RNA, 2856 nt
Organism: Triticum dicoccoides
Lineage: Eukaryota; Viridiplantae; Streptophyta; Magnoliopsida; Poales; Poaceae
Exons: 4
Coding region: 1-2856 (951 amino acids)
Molecular function (GO): zinc ion binding
Source: RefSeq, a predicted model, not a curated record